Drosophila kikkawai is the source of this 945-nucleotide messenger RNA. Its product is annotated as translocon-associated protein subunit gamma. NCBI's taxonomy places the organism in Eukaryota, Metazoa, Arthropoda, Insecta, Diptera, Drosophilidae. Gene Ontology annotation, cellular component: membrane; endoplasmic reticulum. The record is from RefSeq and is a predicted model, not a curated record. Gene Ontology annotation, biological process: SRP-dependent cotranslational protein targeting to membrane.
UCACAUUCGGUGCCGACAGCGACUGCCAUUCUUGCAUUCGUGUACAUUUUGAUUCGGUGUUCGCCUCGACUACGCUCCAGCAACUUUCUCUACUAAAACUUAACUGAAAAUGGGCUCAGGAAAGCAACAAAAAGUGCAAUCUUCUGGAUUCACCAAAGAGGAGGAGCUGCUCCUGCAGGAUUUUAGCCGUAACGUGAGCACCAAGUCCUCGGCGCUGUUUUACGGCAAUGCCUUCAUCGUGUCCGCUGUGCCAAUCUGGCUCUUCUGGCGCAUCCACAACAUGGACCUGUGGCCCAGCUCCAUCCUGUUCGUGCUGGUGACUGCCGCUAGCACCUACUUGAUGGCCACCGCCUACAAGAACAUCAAGUUCCAGCUAAAGCACAAGAUCGCCGGACGCAGGGAGGAGGCCGUUACCCGCGAGGUGAACCGUCAGGUGGGCGACGACAAGAAGGUGACCCGCAAGGAGAAGGACGAGCGCAUUCUGUGGAAGAAGAACGAGGUGGCCGACUACGAGGCCACCACCUUCGCUAUCUUCUACAACAACGCCAUCUACCUGGCCGUGAUUAUCUUCAUCAGCUUCUUCCUGCUGAAGAACUCCACGCCGUUCGUUAACUACAUCUUUUCGGUGGGCAUCGCCAGCGGCGCCCUGGCGCUCUUCUCCACCAGCGCCCAAUCGAACUGAACAAACAUCCCUUCAUGACUUGCCAUGUUCAUGUACUCGUAAUGUAAGGCCCUUUAAGAGAUUCCCUUGGACAGCGGGCAAGAAUUCCGUUCAUCGGUCGUGUGUGGCACCGGUCCGUUCUUCAUCCUCCAGUCCCAUGCCGACCAGCAUUUCCAGCAGCGCGAACAUAGCAAUUUUAUAGUGUAAACACAAACUUGUUGUCUUUCUUGUAGAAAGCUGAUCAACUUCCAUACGCAGAUGAUUUAAUAAAUUGUAAAGUUAAA